CAGACCUUGCUUGUUAUAGUGUCUUCCUCCAUUGAGAUUUUCAGAGAGGGAGAUAGCUAAGAGAGAUGACUACAGAUUGGGGACCGGCGGUCGUGGCGGUGGGAUUGUUCAUAUUACUGUCACCGGGGCUAUUGUUUCAGCUACCAGCAAGGACAAGGGUGGUGGAGUUCGGGAACAUGUACACCAGUGGGAUUUCAAUUAUAGUUCAUGCCAUUCUCUACUUCUGUAUAUAUACUAUCUUGGUCAUUGCGUUUCAUGUUCAUAUACUCGCAGGUUGAUCAA
Molecule: messenger RNA, 282 nt
Organism: Telopea speciosissima
Lineage: Eukaryota; Viridiplantae; Streptophyta; Magnoliopsida; Proteales; Proteaceae
Exons: 1
Coding region: 66-278 (70 amino acids)
Source: RefSeq, a predicted model, not a curated record